This is a messenger RNA of Balaenoptera musculus (blue whale), 3611 nucleotides long. RefSeq names its product centrosomal protein 131 (gene CEP131). Lineage: Eukaryota; Metazoa; Chordata; Mammalia; Artiodactyla; Balaenopteridae. The transcript has 26 exons. The record is from RefSeq and is a predicted model, not a curated record. Gene Ontology annotation, biological process: cilium assembly; intraciliary transport involved in cilium assembly; regulation of centrosome duplication. Gene Ontology annotation, cellular component: centriolar satellite. The coding region runs from base 225 to 3506 and encodes 1093 amino acids.
GCUAGGCUGUUUGCUGGUUGCUAGCUGCGGCUGCUCGCCCGGCCUCCCGGCCGUUUCAUUGUCACCGGGCCUCGGAGUCAGCGCCGGGCCCGGGGGCGUGAAGUCGCCGGCCCAAAGCCUGGGCCCCGCCCGUCCCAGCCUGGAGGGCCCCGCGCACCCUUCGCCGUUCGGUCCCGCAGGCCCCGAGUCCCAGGCCCAACCCGCGCAGGGCCUACUUGUCCACCAUGAAAGGCUCCAGGGCCCUCAGUGGCCCCUCCGGCCCUCCCGAGGGCAGCCCGGAAAGCAUGGACCUGAGUCUGACAGGCCUCCCUCCGCCCAUGUCCCGGCGUCCCAACAGUGCCUCCACCGCCAAGCCCAUCGCCCGCUCCAUCUCCGUGGUCACUGGCAGCGAGCCAAGGAGGAAGAUGCUGGAGGCCCCAGGGCCCGGAGGCUCCCGGGCCAUCAGCAACCUUCGCAGAUCUAACAGUGCCACGCAGGUCAACCAGCCACAAGCCAGCCAGGCAUGGCCCGGCCCCCUCAGGCCGGAAGAGCCCCCGGACUUCCUGACACUCUUUGAGGGCAGCCCCGGUGGGAGAAAGAGGCCUGCCAGUCUGAGCAAAGCUUCCAGCGAGAAGGGAGCCACGUGGAACGUCCUGGAUGACCAGCCCAGGGCCUUCACCUUGCCACCCGAUGCCCAGAGUCCUGGCACCCUCGACGUGCUGGUGGGCCCGCGGAGGAGAGAGUGCACGGUGCCCCUGGCCCCCAACUUUACUGCCAACAACAGGAGCAACAAGGGCGCCGUGGGCAACUGCGUCACCACCAUGGUGCACAACCACUACACCCCCUCGGAGAAGGUGCCGCCCCCCAAGAGCUCCAACCACAUGGCUCCCUCCCUCAACAACAUCAUCAAGGCAGCCACAGACGAGGGCGAGGGCGGCAGCCUCGGGAAGCCGCAGAAGAACGCGGCCCGUAGCAACCACACGGUCCAGAACAACUCAGGGGGCACCGCCGGCCAGCUCAGACGGAAGGAGGUGACCGAGGAGGAGGCUGAGAGGUUUAUCCACCAGGUGAACCAGGCCGCCAUCACCAUCCAGCGCUGGUACCGACAUCAAGUGCAACGGCGCCGAGCUGGAGCCGCCCGCCUGGAGCACCUGCUGGCGUCCAAGCGAGAGGGGCAGCGGCAGCGGCUAGGAGAGGGGACCCUCCUGGACCAGCACCAACAGAAAGAGGUGGCCAGGAGGAAGGCCCGGGAGGAGAAGGCGCGCCAGGCCCGGAGGGCAGCCAUCCAGGAACUGCAGCAGAAGCGAGCCCAGAAGUCAGGUAACGCUGACCGUGGGCUGCUGAAGCGGCCGGGGGAGACAGGGAAGCCCCAGACCACCCAGGAGCCAACCCUGAGGCCAGGGAGCGCCGCCCAGCAGACCCGCAAGGCCAAUAACACUGGGGCUGGCCUCCGCACCGCGGGCCUGGAGGACCCCUGCCAGCCUGCCCACGACUCGUCGCCAGAGCCCCGGCAGCUUCCAGAGGACAAGCCUCAGGAUGCCAGCUCCCAGGACGUGGCUGGCGGGGGCCUGGAAGCUUUGGGCCCUGCUGGGAGCAGGGCCAAGUCCAGGGCAACCCUGGACGAGCUGCUGGACACUCUGAAGCUGCUGGAGCAGGAGCCUGAGCCGCUGCCCCGCCCUGAGGCCUACCACAAGGACAAAUACGCCUGGACCGACGAGGAGGACGAUUCCAGCUCCCUGACAGCCGACAACCUGGAGAAAUUUGGGAAGCUGAGUGUGGCUGCUUGCCCCCGCGAGGAUGGGACCCUGCUUUCGGAGGCCAAGCUGCAGAGUAUCAUGAGCUUCCUGGAUGAGAUGGAGAAGUCUGGGCAGGGCCCGCCGGCCUCGGCCCCCCAGGGGCCCAUGCCGGAGGAGGGGCUGGGGCGCCUGGAGCCCGCGUCCGAGGUCAGCACGUCGGUGAUGCGGCUGCAGCUGGAGGUGGAAGAGAAGAAGCAGGCGAUGGUGCUGUUGCAGAGGGCGCUGGCGCAGCAGCGCGACCUCACCAUCCGGCGGGUCAAAGAGACGGAGAAGGAGCUGGGUCGGCAGCUGCGGCAGCAGAAGGAGCACUACGAGGCCACCAUACAGCGGCACCUGUCCUUCAUCGACCAGGUGUUGAUCGAAGACAAGAAGGCUCUGGGUGAGAAGUGCGAGGCCCUGGUGGCCGAGCUGAAGCGGGGGGACCAGAGGCUCAAGGACAAGGAGGCCCAGAUGCAGGAGCAGCACGAGCUGGAGAUUAAGAAACUCAAAGAACUCAUGAGCGCCACCGAAAAAGUCCGCAGGGAAAAGUGGAUCAAUGAGAAGACCCGGAAGAUCAAGGAGAUCACGGUCAAAGGCCUGGAGCCUGAGAUCCAGAAGCUGAUCGCCAAGCACAAGCAGGAGGUGAAGAAGCUAAAGAGCCUGCACGCGGUGGAGCUGCUGCAGGCGGACGAGCGCGCGGCCCAGCGCUACGGACGCCAGGCGGAGGAGCUCCGCGAGCACCUGGAGCGGGAGAAGGAGGCGCUGGGCCGUCAGGAGUGGGAGCGUGCCCAGCAGCGCUUCGAGCAGCACCUGGAGCAGGAGCAGCGGGCCCUGCAGCAGCAGCGGCGGCGGCUCUACAACGAGGUGGCCGAGGAGAAGGAGCGGCUGGGCCAGCAGGCCGCCAGGCAGCGGGCAGAGCUGGACGAGCUGAGGCAGCAGCUGGAGGAGAGCAGCUCGGCAGGGGGCCGGGCCUUGAGGGCCGAGUUUGAGAAGGGGAGAGAGGAGCAGGAGCGCAGGCACCAGAUGGAACUGAAGGCCCUGAAGGACCAGCUGGAGGUGGAGAAACAGAUGUGGGAGGCCAACUCCGCCAAGAAGGAGGAAGCGUGGCUGCUGAACCGGGAACGGGAGCUGAAGGAAGAGAUCCGGAGAGGCCGGGACAAGGAGAUCGAGCUGGUCAUCCACCGGCUGGAGGCCGACAUGACGCUGGCCAGGGAGGAGAACGAGCGGGCCGCUGAGAGCCGGGUCAAACGCCUCCGGGAUAAGUACGAGGCAGAGCUCUCAGAGCUGGAACAGUCGGAGCGGAAGCUCCAGGAACGGUGCGCAGAGCUGAAGGGGCGCCUUGGGGAGGCCGAGGGGGAGAACGUGCGUCUGCAGGGCCUGGUGCGGCAGAAGGAGAAGGAGCUGGCGGAUGUGAAGGCGGUAAAUGAGCAGCUGGCUGGCGAGCGCAGCAGCCUGGCCCAGGUCCUUCGCCAGGAGUUCGCUGACCGGCUGGCAGCUUCCGAGGAGGAGAACCGGCAGGUCAGGGCCGAGCUGGCCGAGCUGCGGACCCGCCAGCGGCUGGAGCUGGAGCGGCUCACGCGGGAGAAGCAGGCGGAGCUGGAGGAGGUUCACGGGAGGGUGAAGCUGGCCCUGGCAAAGAAGGAGGAGGCCGUGAGCAGCCUCCGGAAGCAGCACGAGGCCGCGAUGAAGAGGGCCGACCACCUGGAGGAGCUGCUGGAGCAGCGCAGGCGGCCGUGCCCGAGUGCCAAGUGACCGCCGACAGCAGCAGGCUGAGGGCGCCUGGCAGGAGGUGCUCUGGCCGCCCCUCAGGGGGAGCACCGAGGCUACGUCGUAACAGUAAAGAGGUGUCUUUUAAUA